AUUAGGCGACCCACCGACAACAUUUGGACACUAUUUAAGUUUGUCAAGACCACCCAGCGACUGUUUGGAGCUUUUUAUGUCCACCAUGACACAUUUAACUGUGCGCGAGCCGUACUGUAAAUGCGUUUCACCGGUUAGGGAGCGGAAGUGAGAGAAGGGAGAAGUUGUUAGGGGAUAUAGGAAAAAUAAACCUCUCAAAAAAGUGAUUUUCCCAAGACAAGUUCAAGUCAAAUUUCGUCUUUCUGGAAGAAGGGUGGCCCUGGAGAGUUUGGGGGGCAUGGACACCCACGUUAAGGAGGGACAACUUUAUGUGCAGCAUCAAAAGUUUGGAAAGAAAUGGAAGAAGAACUGGUUCGUCCUCUACCCUGCCAGCCAGAAUGGCAUCGCCCGCCUCGAGUUCUACGACUCACCCUCGGGUGGAGGGGGCGGCGCUGGCGGAGGCUCGGGAAGCGGGUCCAAUGAGAAAACCAGGAAGCUUGACAAGAAGAUCAUCCGCUUGUCUGAGUGCAUUUCCAUUCUGCCGGCGCUGACAGAGAGCUGUCCCAAAGAAAACAUGGCAGCCUUCUGUGUGGAGACCAACGACAAGACACACGUGUUCGCUGCAGAGAAGACCACCUCCAAGGACUGGAUGGAUACCAUGUGUGACAUCGCAUUUCAGGGAGGAGGCGGCAGCAGCAACACCACUACUGCAGACUCUAAUGGAGGAGGCCAGGACCUGCAGAUGUCUGAAAACCUCAUCUACUACUCCAGAGAGGAGGUGAACGAGUUCUGGGUGAGUGUGCAGCGUACCGAGGCAUCAGAGCGCUGCGGGUUGGCAGGCAGCUACUGGCUGAAAGCAGAAAACGACGUCUUAAUCUUGAAGGAUCCAAAGACCAAGAGGAAUGUUCUGGUGUGGCCCUACAAGCUGCUGCGGAGAUACGGGCGAGACCGGGUGAUGUUUUCAUUCGAGGCGGGGCGACGCUGCGACUCGGGCCCUGGUAACUUCACCUUUGAGACCAAGCAAGGCAACGAGAUCUUCACACUGGUGGACCAGGCCAUCCAGUCGCAGAAGGUGCUAGCUGAGGAGCGCCACCUCAGCUUGAACUUUGACCCAGACUGCCCGGCGUCGCUGCAGCACAUACGUAACGCCAUUCCAAGCAGCGUGACAGCAGGAAGCGGAGACAGCAGCAGCUGCAGCAGUCGGGAGGCGGACGGCGAUUCAGGUGGCAGCAAACCGGGUUCUGCUGACGGUGUGCUCGGAAAGAGAGAGGGUGGAGACGGAGGAGGAGGAAGGGGACAAGGCACAGCAGGAGGACUCAAAGGGAGGAGUUUACCAGAACCACCAGCCAUGCUGGGGGUUUUGGGAGUUGCCCCUCCAAAGUCUCCUAGGGGACAAGCGGCAGCUAAAGGUCUUUCCUCAGCUGACGAACAUGCAGGUCUUUACUCUGAGCCAGCAGAUUCAGUCCGCCUGCCUCAGAACAGUGCUGACUCCCUCUACUCCGACCCAGUGGACAGCAUCAAAGGUCAAAGCAACCCAUCCACCCCUCCGGUGCCCAACCCACGCCUCCGACCAGUAGGAGACGAGGUUUCGGGAGGUGCUGAUGCCCAUGGAGGCAGCAACCACAGGAAGCCACCAGACCUAUACUCGCACGUGUAUGACCGGAUCAGCCUGGAGCUGAGCCAGAAAGCAAGCUUGUUGAAUCUAAACGGGGCCACAGGGGGAGGAAGAGGGGUGAACAGUAACAGGCGACCCCAAGGAGUUCAAGCAGAAGGGGCUUCAUUACCUCCUGCUCCUCAUCUGGAGCACAUAUAUGAUGAGCCUGAGGGUUGCGCCAAAGGAGGCGCAACCAUGUCCACUAGUUCAGGGAUGAGUAUUUAUGAUGAGGCACGUUUGGAGCCCCACAGUCAGAGGAGACAGGAAGAGGUGACGGAGGGAAACUACAGCACCCCCUCUCACGGGAAGCCAUCGGAAUCUAACAGACACUCACCUCCGCAGCUGGGCCCGAGCCGUGGCACGCCGCAACCUCCGACUCCGAAGUGGCCCAAACCUGUCACCGCACCCAAGCCGGGCAGGAGCGCAUUUGCUCGGAAGGAGCCGGUGCCACUGCCCCCAGGGAAACAUGGAGGUCCAAAUGUGAACAACAACAACAAUUUAUGGCGAGGAGGAGGAGACAGGGGGAAGGAGCUGUACAGCAAAGUGUCCAAGCAGAAACCUCCAUCUGCUAAUUCGUGGUACCACCAGGCGCCACUGAGAUCACCUGAUAUCAUCUAUGACAACUUAGGAGAUAUCUGACAUCAUUUUCGUCAGGAAAUGAAAUGUUUCACCUUUGUGAAAAGAAGAGAAUGCAGAAAACUUGCAGUCUUAAUACAGACCGAGCACAUUUCUCCCAUCUGUGGACUGGCAUAAUGAUUCGAGACAGUCGAUUCAUUCGGAGUAGAUUAGCUCACAACUAUGAGAAAACCACAUUACGGCUGCAUUUUGAAACAUGGAGUGCCACUAAUGCAGGGCCACCCUCUGUGUGUGUGUGUGUUUGAAAAAGAGAGAGUGAGUGUUUGCAUGGUCAAACCCAUAACUGGAGUACCAAGCCACAGUGUGGUUGGAACCAGCCACUUCACUUGAACACACACACACACACACACACACACACACAGAAACCGUACGGAUUUGCCAAAAGGAGCCCGGCCUACAGGCUUCACUUUAACGAGCUGAGAGAGCGGCUUGGCUCGUCUUAUAGAAAAUGUCUGCCAUGCUUAUGAAGUGACUGGGAAACAAUGUUUUUGCACUGCUUAUGUUUGGAGUAUCUCUGAGGCUAGGACUUUACCAAAAGGAGCUUUUUCUGUUUGCGUUUUCUGGACUGAUUAUUGUCUUUUACAACAAUUUUUAGCCCAGGACACUAAUAUGUGACGUAGUUGCAUCUCAGGAUGCACUAAAUGGAAAACAUUGUUGCUACUGUUUGGGGGACGCAUAAAAAGCGGGACUGGGUCUUUGAAACAGACAUAAAUGGGUCCUAAAGAGGUCAUGGGAUCAUAUGAUCCUCAUGUGAAUUACAGAGACCACCUUCUGCACAAGAUAAUAUUAUUGAAUCCUUUCUGUUUUUUUGAACAGACAAACUAGAUAUGAAACUAAUCAAUCCCUUGCAAUGUGUCGGUAUGUGUACGUAUGCGCCAGAAACAGCUGUGCUGUCUGUAAAUAUAACUAAUAAUAAAAAAUAGCUCCAAAAAGUUCUAAAAAA
Messenger RNA from Plectropomus leopardus (leopard coralgrouper), 3212 nucleotides. It is a transcript of the gene dok1b, whose product is annotated as docking protein 1b. Lineage: Eukaryota; Metazoa; Chordata; Actinopteri; Perciformes; Serranidae. Gene Ontology annotation, cellular component: cytoplasm. The record is from RefSeq and is a predicted model, not a curated record. Gene Ontology annotation, biological process: Ras protein signal transduction; cell surface receptor protein tyrosine kinase signaling pathway; positive regulation of MAPK cascade.